Canis lupus familiaris (dog) is the source of this 1528-nucleotide messenger RNA. RefSeq names its product three prime repair exonuclease 1 (gene TREX1). Gene Ontology annotation, biological process: DNA catabolic process. NCBI's taxonomy places the organism in Eukaryota, Metazoa, Chordata, Mammalia, Carnivora, Canidae. The record is from RefSeq and is a predicted model, not a curated record. Gene Ontology annotation, molecular function: 3'-5'-DNA exonuclease activity; nucleic acid binding. Gene Ontology annotation, cellular component: cytoplasm. The coding region runs from base 356 to 1477 and encodes 373 amino acids. The transcript is spliced from 2 exons.
UAGGAACCCUGCCCUGCCCUGACUGUGGAAUUAUCAUGAGUCAUAGCUUUGGGGCUGAGGCCAUGGGAAGAAACCAUUGUGUGACGAGGGAGGAGGGAGGAGGCAGCUGUCAGCCCGGGCCUACACCAGGGAGACCUGAGCAAGUGGGGCCAAGGGGUGGGUGUAAGGUGGGCACAGCAGGGGUGCCUGGCAGGCUAGGGUCCUGGUGCUAGCCUUCCCCAAGGGCUGGGCAACAUUGCCCUUAUCCUGCCAGCUGCCUCCCAUGGUAUGAGGGCUCUGAUGCAUUGUGCUAGCCAGCGGGGCCCACAGCCCCACAGUGGUAGAUCUGAGGCCUUUGCAGAGUCACGAGGAGGUAAUGCUGGGGAGGGACAGACCUGGCCUGCUGACAGCAGGGCGGGCCUCACUUAGGACAGCCUAUAGGCGGCUCACACUCUGUUUCACUUCCCGCCACUGCUGCCAGCAAGAACCAGCCAGACUGCACCCUGAAUCACUGCUGCCUGACUGCUACUUGGCUCAGCGGCAGGCACCGAUCAUGGGCUCGCAGGCCCCAGCCCAGGGUCCCGUGCAGACCCUCAUCUUCUUGGACCUGGAGGCCACUGGCCUGCCUUCCUCUCAGCCCAAGGUCACGGAGCUGUGCUUGCUGGCUGUCCACAGAUGUGCCCUGGAGAGCUCCCCCACCCCUCAGGGGCAACGUCCCACAGUGCCCCCACCACCCCGGGUGGUAGACAAGCUCUCUCUGUGCGUGGCUCCAGGAAAGGCCUGCAGCCCAGAAGCCAGUAAGAUCACAGGCCUGAGCACAGCUGUACUGGCAGCACAUGGGCGUCAACGCUUCGAUGCCGACCUGGCCAACCUGCUCCAAGCCUUCCUACGGCGCCAGCCACAGCCCUGGUGCCUUGUGGCACACAACGGUGACCGAUACGACUUCCCCUUGCUCCAGGCAGAGCUGGCUGUCCUAGGCCUUGCCAGCAUUCUGGAUGGUGCCUUCUGUGUGGAUAGCAUUGCUGCCUUGAAGGCGCUGGAGCAAGCUGCCAGCCCCUCGGAGCAUGGCCCAAGGAAGAGCUACAGCCUCGGUAGCAUCUACACACGCUUGUAUGGGCAGGCCCCACCAGACUCCCACAUGGCCGAGGGUGACGUCCUAGCCCUGCUCAGCAUCUGUCAGUGGAGGCCACAGGCCCUGCUACAGUGGGUUGAUGCUAAUGCCAGGCCUUUCAGCACUGUCAAGCCCAUGUAUGGGGUCACAGCCUCUGCUGGAACCAACCCAACACCAUCUGCCACCACAGCCACUAUACCCCUGGCUAGAGCCAGGGACACUAGUCCUAACAUUGGCAGGGGCAGGAAGCCCAAGACCCUUCCUCCCAUGGAGGGCCCUGAAGCCUCACCCAGGGAGGGAUUGCUGGCCCCACUGGGCCUGCUGGCCUUCCUCACCUUGGCAAUAGCCACACUGUAUGGGCUCUCCCUGGCCACACCUGGGCAAUAGUCCAAGAAGGAAAGUCUAACUAAUAAAGACCCCCUACACACACACACAGCA